Molecule: messenger RNA, 624 nt
Organism: Lactuca saligna
Lineage: Eukaryota; Viridiplantae; Streptophyta; Magnoliopsida; Asterales; Asteraceae
Source: the annotation of a GenBank genome assembly
AUGCGGGAACUCCAUAUUUAUGAUGGUGUUCAUGCUCUAUUCGCCAACAUUGACUGGGAGCGUCUUUUAUGUGCAAAGUUUGGUACUUGUCCUUUAUUGACCCGAGAGUUCCUAGCUACCCUGAGUGUGGUCAACCAAGAGGGAAACUUUGCUUUUCGCAUUUUUAGCACCCCUCACUCUAUUCACGUGGACCAGUUAUGUACUUUCUUUCAUACCCCCGCCACCAACUUAGCUCAACCUGCCCCUGCUUUCGACGUGCGCGAUUUUUGGCAAUCCAUUAUCAGUUUGUACUUUUAUGAUCCAUCCCAAUCUGUUCAGACUAGCAUUCUCCAUCCAAUCCUAAAAAUCGCUUUGAAAAUUAUUUGCAUUAUUAUUUACGCUCAGGUUGAGACUAUGAAAUCCGGUAAAGCCGAUCUUUUUAUCUUAUGGUGCAUGGUCGCCAGAUGGUACCGCCCUUAUUUUGGUGACUUAAUCAUCAAAAGAUUCCAUAGAGUUUUAAACCUUCGCACCGGCGGUGCCAUUCUUUGUGGUGGUCUGAUCACCAUCAUUGCUCGCACCCUCGUAGAGCAGUCUCCCCCGGAGUACACCUUCUUUACGGGUGAAACCUUCCGUUUAACUCUGUAG